This is a messenger RNA of Scleropages formosus (Asian bonytongue), 1896 nucleotides long. Its product is annotated as regulator of G-protein signaling 9-like. The record is from RefSeq and is a predicted model, not a curated record. Gene Ontology annotation, cellular component: plasma membrane; cytoplasm; neuron projection. Gene Ontology annotation, molecular function: GTPase activator activity. Lineage: Eukaryota; Metazoa; Chordata; Actinopteri; Osteoglossiformes; Osteoglossidae. The coding region runs from base 223 to 1695 and encodes 490 amino acids. The transcript has 17 exons. Gene Ontology annotation, biological process: positive regulation of GTPase activity; intracellular signal transduction; G protein-coupled receptor signaling pathway.
CGCGCCGUGAUUGGCCGAGGUGCCCAUCUUUCCUUCGCACCGUAGGCUCUUGUGUGGGGAUAAGGGGCGUGUGACACGGGCAGGCGUCGUCCCUCGGCUUUGCCUGCACGCUGCGCGGGCUUCUAAGUCAUUCGGCGCGGCUCGUUCGAUCGUUCGUGUUCCCACGAAACAAGCCACAAGGAGGAGAAGCGAGCGGCCGGCCAAGCGUUACACUCACUCAGCAUGACGAUCAGAAAUGUUCGCGAUCACGGGCAGCGGUAUCGACCGCGGAUGGCCUGUUUGAGAAAGAUGGAAGCCCUGGUACUGGAGAUGCAGGACCCAAAAGAUGGUGUGAAGUCCCAGACCCAGAGGCUGGUCAUUACUACAAUCCCACAUGCCAUCACGGGUGAAGACAUUGUAGCAUGGAUUGCCAAUCGGUUUAAGAUAGAUGCUCAGGAGGCCCGAACCUUGGGUACCAUGAUGGUAGCAUUUGGCUACAUCUACCCCCUACAGGACCACAAGAAACUCAUUAUCAAGCCUGAUGCCUCCCUGUACCGUUUUCAGACCCCGUACUUCUGGCCUGCUCAGCAGUGGCCAGCAGAGGAUACAGACUAUGCAAUCUACUUAGCAAAGAGAAACAUUCGGAAGAAAGGGGUGCUGGAGCUGUACGAGCAAGAGCAUUACAGCAACCUUCACAAAUGGAUAAACCACAAGUGGGACUUUAUAGUGAUGCAGGCUAAGGAGCAGUACAGGGCAGGGAAGGAGAGGAAGAAGCCAGACCGUGUGGUGUUCGAUUGUCAGGAACGUGCAUAUUGGGUUGUACACCGGCCACCACCGGGGACAAUCAGUGCUAUGGACUACGGUCUGGAUCGCCUCAUUAACCCUAAUGUUGAGGAGGUAACAGAGAAAAAAACUAUAGACUAUUACAGGAGAAUGAUUAUUUUCACACAGCAGUCCAUUAUGAGAUCGCGCGUCAAGUCAUCGGUGUCCAUUGGAGCCAUUGUCAAGUAUAUGACAACGUACAAUAAUCAUGACCCAUUCCUGGCCCCGUGCCUUCCUAGCAACCCCUGGUUAACUGAUGACACCACAUAUUGGGAACUCAACCUUCCCAAUGUGGAGACUCCCACCAAAAUGAGAGUGGAACGGUGGACUUUCGGCUUCCAGGAGCUGCUCAACGACCCCCGAGGUCGGGCUGAUUUCCGCCUCUUCUUGAAGAAGGAGUUCAGCGGCGAAAACUUGGCCUUCUGGGAAACUUGUGAAGACUUAAAGUGGGGAGCUGCAGCCACCAUGAAGGAGAAAGCCCAGCAGAUAUACAAGACCUUCCUGGCACCUGGAGCACCACGUUGGAUCAACAUUGAUGGUAAAACCAUGGAGAUCACUGUGAAGGGACUAGUCCACCCUCAUCGCUACGUUCUGGAUGCUGCCCAAACCCACAUAUACAUGCUUAUGAAGAAGGAUUCAUUUGGACGAUACAUGAAAUCUGCUGUUUCCAAGGAGACGCAGAAAAAGGCCAUUUGCCCUGAGGCACAUAAUUUCAGUGAAGCGCAGCUGGAACAGAAUGCCAAGAAGCGCAAGCCCAGCCUGAGCCCCAUCAUCCUGCGCCAGCGGGAGGAGGAGGAGAAGGCGCGUCUCGCUGCCAGUGGACCCGUGGACAUCACGCAGGUCAUGAGCAAGCUGGAGAAGCGCAACAUGCUCAGAGAAGGGCAGAAGAAAUAGGCUCAUAGCAACAGGGAGGAGGACGGGAGGGCAGGCAGCUGUACAGAAAAUACGCUUGUUUUUUAUUUUUUAAAACUUAUUUAAUUUUUACUGACUUGAAUUUAUGAUAACAAUGUAAAUUCCGUAUGAACUUUAUUGCCAUAUUGACACGGUUAUGUUAAAAUAAAUGAAAAGCUUCGUUUAAAAUAACAUCACUCAGUU